This is a messenger RNA of Puntigrus tetrazona (Sumatra barb), 366 nucleotides long. RefSeq names its product 39S ribosomal protein L14, mitochondrial-like. Gene Ontology annotation, molecular function: structural constituent of ribosome. The annotation marks the transcript as partial. The record is from RefSeq and is a predicted model, not a curated record. Gene Ontology annotation, cellular component: ribosome; mitochondrion. Gene Ontology annotation, biological process: translation. NCBI's taxonomy places the organism in Eukaryota, Metazoa, Chordata, Actinopteri, Cypriniformes, Cyprinidae. The transcript is spliced from 2 exons.
AUGAAAAAACCAUUUUUUUUUUUUAAAUCUCCCUGCAGCGUCUCUGCAGCUGUGUCUGCUAUUCAGAAGUUAACACGCGUGAGGGUGGUCGACAACAGCGCUCUCGGAAAUGCCCAUCACCACCGUCCACCAAAAGUCAUUCACGUAUACACCAAGAACGGAGUAGGUAAAGUGGGAGACAAAGUCUUGCUAGCCAUUAAAGGACAGAAGAAGAAAGCUCUCAUAGUGGGCCACAAGAUGCCUGGAGAUCGAAUGACCCCACGCUUCGACUCCAAUAACGUGGUUUUGAUAGAAGAGAAUGGAAACCCCACAGGAACGAGAAUAAAAGUUCCUAUUCCGACGAAUCUGCGCAAAAUGGAGGGAGAA